This is a messenger RNA of Solanum tuberosum (potato), 744 nucleotides long. Its product is annotated as beta-carotene hydroxylase 1, chloroplastic-like. The record is from RefSeq and is a predicted model, not a curated record. The transcript is spliced from 3 exons. Gene Ontology annotation, cellular component: chloroplast. Gene Ontology annotation, biological process: carotene metabolic process; xanthophyll biosynthetic process. Bases 142 to 744 code for a protein of 200 amino acids. Lineage: Eukaryota; Viridiplantae; Streptophyta; Magnoliopsida; Solanales; Solanaceae. Gene Ontology annotation, molecular function: beta-carotene 3-hydroxylase activity.
CAACACGUUCAGCAACGUAACAUUUGCACUCUAUUUAUACACUUUCCACAAGCACUCCACAAACUGAAUAUCCAUCGUAUUUGUCCACUUAACCUGCCCUUUCAAUUUCACUCAUCAGCUAAUUUGGAUCCUCCACCGUCCAUGGCGGCCGGAAUUUCAGCCUCCGCUGGUUCCCGAACUAUUUGCCUCCGUCACAACCCGUUUCGCGGUCCAAAAUCCGCCUCAACCGCCCCGCCAGUUCUGUUCUUCUCUCCGUUAACUCGCAAUUUUGGCGCAAUUUUGCUGUCUCGAAGAAAGCCGAGGUUGGCGGUUUGCUUUGUGCUGAAGAAUGAGAAAUUGAAUAGUACUAUCCAAAGUGAGAGUGAAGUAAUACAGGAUCAGAUACAAGUAGAGAUUAAUGAGGAGAAGAGUUUAGCUGCCUGUUGGCUGGCGGAAAAAUUGGCGAGGAAGAAAUCGGAGAGGUUUACUUAUCUUGUGGCGGCUGUCAUGUCUAGUUUAGGGAUUACUUCUAUGGCGAUUUUGUCAGUUUAUUACAGAUUUUCAUGGCAAAUGGAGGGUGGAGAAGUGCCUUUUUCUGAAAUGUUAGCUACAUUCACUCUCUCGUUUGGCGCUGCCGUAGGAAUGGAGUACUGGGCGAGAUGGGCUCAUAGAGCACUAUGGCAUGCUUCUUUAUGGCACAUGCACGAGGUUAAUUUCCAAAUUUACACUAAAUUAUUAGACACUAAUUUUAUUUUAAUUUUUUAA